Molecule: messenger RNA, 551 nt
Organism: Spea bombifrons (plains spadefoot toad)
Lineage: Eukaryota; Metazoa; Chordata; Amphibia; Anura; Pelobatidae
Product: resistin-like
Exons: 3
Coding region: 120-452 (110 amino acids)
Cellular component (GO): extracellular region
Molecular function (GO): hormone activity
Source: RefSeq, a predicted model, not a curated record
AUACUGUGGGGUAUGAAGGGUAUAUUUUGGAAGGAUCCAUUCUGCUCUUAUCGACCGCUGGGGUCACUCUCUCCUCUCCGGCAGGUCUUGUUCUGGAAGCUGUAUCCGCAGGUCACACAAUGAAGCUGUACGUGCCCCUCCUGGUCAUGUCACUGGGGGUAGUUCUCAUCAGCGGAUGCCCCAAUGAAUGCACCCUUAAUGACCUUUUAUCCCUCAACAAUCUCAUGAAAUCCAUGGCUGCUACGGUUCUGGAGAACGCCAGGAUAGUGUGCACGGACGUCACACAGAAAGGGGCAAAUGCGGCAUGUCCAGCAGAUUCCACCCCCACCGGCUGCGCAUGCGGGAUGGGCUGCGGGUCGUGGGAUAUCCAGUCCCAAACUACGUGUCACUGUCAAUGCGCCAACAUAGACUGGACUUCGGCUCGAUGCUGCAAGGUGGCCGCUAAAUCGUGACGGGAAUAGACAGAGGAGACGCUCGCGUUGCGUACCUCGGCUUCCGAGUAUUAAUUAUAAUAAUAAUAAUGAAUAAUAAAAGUGCUGACUUAUAACGCA